GUAGUUUUUUGCGUCUUCAGUUUGAUAGUUUGCGAGCGGAAGCGACUGCCCAAAGGACUGCUUUUCCCAGAAACCCACGCGCCCCAAUUAGAAACGUCAACGAGCCAGUGAACAUUAAGCGGAGCAGACCAAAAUCCCAAACAAGGAAAUGGUGGGGGAAUAAAACGACCAGAUUAUUUAAUUAAUGCAUGUAAUAAUUAAUAUUUUAUUUUAUUGUAAUUUAAGACGUAUUUAUGGGUUAAAAUGGAUUACGACUUCAAAACAAAGCUGGCAGCCGAGAGGGAGAGAGUAGAAGAUCUGUUCGAAUAUGAAGGUUGCAAAGUGGGUCGAGGCACCUACGGGCACGUUUAUAAAGCUAAGCGCAAAGACGGGAAGGAUGAGAAGGAAUAUGCACUGAAGCAAAUUGAAGGCACUGGAAUAUCUAUGUCAGCCUGCAGAGAAAUUGCUCUGUUACGAGAACUGAAGCACCCGAACGUUAUCGCCCUUCAGAAAGUGUUCCUGUCCCACAGCGACAGGAAGGUCUGGCUCCUGUUCGACUAUGCCGAACAUGAUCUAUGGCACAUCAUUAAGUUCCACCGUGCCUCCAAAGCCAACAAGAAGCCCAUGCAGCUCCCCCGAGGGAUGGUGAAAUCUCUCCUGUACCAGAUCCUGGAUGGGAUCCAUUAUCUCCACACUAACUGGGUGCUCCACAGGGAUCUGAAACCAGCCAACAUCCUGGUGAUGGGAGAAGGUCCUGAACGAGGCAGAGUUAAAAUUGCUGACAUGGGGUUUGCCAGACUCUUCAACUCUCCCCUGAAGCCCCUGGCGGACCUCGACCCCGUGGUGGUGACCUUCUGGUACCGGGCCCCUGAGUUGCUCCUUGGGGCCCGGCACUACACCAAAGCUAUCGACAUUUGGGCAAUUGGCUGCAUCUUUGCGGAGCUGCUAACGUCGGAGCCCAUCUUCCACUGUCGCCAGGAGGACAUCAAGACCAGCAACCCUUUCCACCAUGACCAGCUGGACAGGAUAUUCAGUGUGAUGGGUUUCCCUGCAGAUAAAGACUGGGAGGACAUCAGAAAGAUGCCAGAGUAUCCCACGCUGCAGAAGGAUUUCAGGAGGACAACGUAUGCAAACAGCAGCCUCAUCAAGUACAUGGAGAAACACAAAGUGAAGCCUGACAGCAAGGUUUUCCUCUUGCUCCAAAAGCUCCUCACCAUGGACCCCACCAAGCGAAUCACGUCGGAGCAGGCUCUGCAGGACGCCUACUUCCUGGAGGAGCCUUUACCAACCACAGAUGUGUUUGCUGGCUGUCAGAUCCCCUACCCAAAGCGAGAGUUUCUUAACGAAGAUGAACCUGAAGAGAAAACAGAUAAGAACCAGACCCAGCAGCACCAGCAGACGACGGGCCAGACCCAGGGCCAGACCCAACAGCAGGCGGCGGCCCAGCAGGCCCCUUCCCAGCAGAACUCGGCUCAGACCAACGGCACCACAGGGACCACAGGGGCUGCCGGUGGAGGCGGCAUGCAGCAUGUGCAGGACCAGGGCCCGCCCAACAAGAAGCCUCGAAUCGGGCCCUCUGGGGCCUCCUCCGGCACAGGGGUGCUACAGUCAGAAUAUCAGCACUCCAGCUCCCGGCUCGGUUACCAAAGCAACGUCCAAGGGUCCACUCAGUCACAAAGCACCAUGGGAUACUCGUCAUCAUCCCAGCAGAGCUCCCAGUACUCCCAUCAGACGCACCGCUACUAGGAGCCGUGGAACCGCCUCCAGAACCCCUCCUCCACCUGACCCUUCACACCCCGCUUCUGGAACCAGCAGAGGAUGCAACUCCUCAUCUUUAAUCGACACCCAGCAGCCUUCCUCGCCUCGGUCAGACCCCUAAUCUUAGGUGACGUCAUUCCAACUUGGCCUUCCUCCAUUUGAAGCUGCUCUCAUCUGUCAUCUUGUUGUCUGAAACAUGAAGGCAAACACAAAUAGGAACCAUAAGAAAAAAGACAGGUUCUGCCUUGUGGGGUGAAACUAAAGGAAACUAAAUGCAAAAGGGAUGUGAAGGCAUCACGCAAACUGAGAAUUAUGGCACUUAUAAAUGCAAAGUUCCUCAUCAGGAAGACUUGCAGCUGUGUUCAUAUAUGUAUAUUAUAUAGCACCUUUUUCUAUUUGAUUCUUUUUUGUUUUGUUCUCUUGCUCGUUUGCUAGACGUUUGGAGUUUACCUUGAUAGUUGAUGUCACUCGAAAUAUUGUUACACAUGGGAGCAGCAGGAUGCAAUGAAACGGUGGAGGAGCAGACCUUCAUCCUCGUCUCCGUCGUCCAAUCAGAAGGAAAGGAGCGUUGGAGUUAACCCUGUCCGCCUAAAUUCAACCAUGACCCAGAGACUCCUGUUCCCACACAGCAGGGGGGGAACGUCAGCUGUUGAGCUGAUGUCAGUGCAGGGAAAUAUUAAAGCGCAGUUUAUUGGAAGCUUUGUAAUAUAGACUUUGUAUAUUUAGAUCCAAUUCAUCUCAACCUCGAUUUGGAAAGCGAGAGAAGCAGUCGUCUUUAUAGAGCGCCACCUUCUGGAGGUUCCAAUCAGCCCACCGCUUUUUGCCGACGACCAGACUCUCCCUGUUUGUGCCGGUGGAAACUUUGCUCUGAUAUCCAUCUUUUCUCGGACCAUCAGAACUUUGAAGGUCUUUUUUAAACUAGUAUUUUAAACACAGAUGUAACGUGUGCAUUACGUACAGGGCAGCUAAAAUUACCCUGCCUUCCCCCCGAAAUAUGAUUCUUGAGCCUGUUACUGCCUAAUGUCAGAUUUUUUAUUUUAUUUUUAUUUUUUAAGGUUUAAUUAUUAUUACCAAAUGUGUGUGAGAGUGUGUGUGCAUGUAUGAAUUUUUAUUUGCAUGUUUUUUCAAACUUACCAGAAUUGCACUGAGCGCUGAACCCGUCUGCAACGAGCUGGAACAAACGCUGGGUGAGUUUUUGUCACCUAAACUUUUGCCUUUUUUUCUGGGACAAAUUUGCCAAAAUAUGACAAACAGUUGUUUGGCAAUAGCCUCAUUUGGCCACAUUUAGAGAUAAAGGGUGCGUUCUUUACUACCACUAAUAUGUUCAGUCUUUUAAGCUUAUUAACACUAUGAAUGCCACGUUAGUUUUUAAUUCAUUAAAUUUUGGAUUUAUUCUGGCUUUUUACAGGGCCAAAAUCAUACAGUGCACAUGUGCAUGCACCCCACUGGUACUUAGAUUAAGUAUGUCUUUUUAGCAAGUUGCAUAUAAACCACAUGAUUUGUUUUGCCAGCAGCAGUUUUUUUCGUAACUCACUCUUCCUACCAGAAUCGGUCCAGAUUACUGAAAGUUGUGGAUUUUCAAGCACAGAGCUGGAUUAUGAGCAUAAUCCAAACAUUUUCCACAUGUUUAAGAUCAGGAUUGUCCAGAUGUAUUUAUCUGCUUGAUGUGUGAUCUGUUCAGCAUGUUGAAUAUUUGAUGCAGUUAAAUUUGUUAUGCUUGUCAUUUAAAAAUCAUCAGGGAAAAACAGAUCAUGACAGGAUGUUUUUGACGCUGUCAGUCAAAAUGAUGGAGACUGAGAAAGUCUAAACACUCCUCUGCCUGAGAGAUCUGGGAGAUGACCCAUGUCUGUACCCGCCCCCUCAGCCAGUGAACCAACCAGUAGCCGAAUGCUAAUCAAGUCUCGUCUGGCCGGCACAGAAUGGAACCAUAUCUCUUGAUAAGAGAAGCUAAAACUGUGCCACUAGAAGAGUUCUGGGUAGGAUAUAUUUGCAAAGUAAAUUUAGUCUAUUUUUAAAAUUUUAUUAUUUGAGUCUGUAUACUCCAGUUAACAAUUAAUUGAUCAGCCUUAAAACUGAACUAUCAGAUUUUCUUGUGGUUUUUCUGCAACUUUCUGACAGACAUUAAGCCAAAUAUUAGUUUGGGUGUAUGUAUAUGUUUGAUCUAGCAUGUAUAAUUUUGAUGCUGUGUGGAAUAUGUAAAAGUUGUUCAUCAAAUUCCUGUUUUUAAUAUUAAUAGAACACGUCUGGAUCAGCGCUCCUUCGCUUUUGGCUUUUCCCUUUAGGGGGCGCCACGGCAAAUGUUCUGUAUCGCCGCUCUCACCAACCAGAGAGUGUAGGCCAGCCAAUGUCCAUAACACUACACAACCCCAAACAGAACAGUUACGUCCAAAAUUAAUAUGACAUCAUUAGACCUGGUGAGUUUAUGUCAACUUCAGAUUGGCCCUGUAGAUGAUUUGCAUUUCAUAAUUAUCUGGAGUCCAGAUUUGAGAAAACCUGUGCGUGGAAACAAGGAGCUCUGAUGUAGAGCAUUUCCUCCUCUCUUAUUUUUCCCUUAAUCUUCCAGAUUAAAACAGUUCGUCUUGGACCAAUUAUUUGUGCUGUUGGGAAGAAGCAGAAGAUUAUUACACUGCUGCCUUCCUGUCUGCUUGAGGUCUGAGCUUUGACUGGACCAUUGCAAACCUGAGUGAAGCUGACCCCCUCCACUUUCUUCAAAUCAAACGAAUUUGGUGUCAAACGUUUAUGAUUUUUUUUUUUUUUUUUUUUUUUUUUUUUUUUUUUUUGAAGACAUGAAGGAUUUACAUCGUUGAAAGGUCAACCAAUCCUACCUCACACUAACCAAAUAAGAACAAAAUUGGUCAAUGAUUUGUGCUACAUUUGUAAUGGUUUAUGCUGCUGAAAAGGUUUUUUGUGCCAUUAUAAUUUUGUGAUUGGGGCUGAUUGACUUUUUUCUUUUUCUUUUUUCUUUUUUUUUGGCUUAGCCCAACUUUAUUUGAGAAUGGUUGGACAGGAAAGUUGGUACUGAAUGAGGGGGAAUACAUGCAGCUAAGGUCAUCAGACCAGGAAUCAAACCUGCGACGGCCACUUCCAGGACUAACGCCUCCAUAUGUGGGUGGUGCUCUACCCCUGCACCACCACAGCACCUAACCUUUAAAUUUUAAAAACAAUAUCUUCAUAUCUUCAUAACAAAAGCAGCACAAACAUAGCAGAGUUGACCAGUUUUGUCUCUUGCAACUUUCAUUAACAUCUUUAAAAUGAUAAAGGCAGAAACACACAUUUUUGCUGUAUAGGCAUUUGACACCGGUUUGAUUUGGUUUGAAUAAGGUUACAUUGGGGAGAGAGUGUGUUAACUCCACUCAGGUCCAUUUUUCUUAGAUUCCUUGCAGACAGGCCUGACAUUAUACUUGUUCCUCUUUGUUGUGAUCUUCAUGAUGCAUUUCUGUGUGUUUCUAAUGUUUUCGCUUUUGUUGUCAGGCCAUAAUGAGCUCACUACAUUAAAUUAGCGAAACACAUUUAGGAAUCAGUUAGAUAUGAAAUCACCCUUGGUGUUUUUCUACUCCUAUAUUUGCUGUUUAUUGACUGAACAUUAUGAACAAUGAAAGAAUAGAUCAUUUCCUUCAUCCUUAUUGGUCCCGGCUGGUCAUGUGAUCAGUCGUAAUUCAGGCUGUAUUAAAGAACGCACCCAGUGGGUCCAUUAGCUGUGUUUGUGUUUGUCUUCACACAGGCUUUAACCAACAAAGACUUUUUUUAAUUUGCCUUCGAUAGCAUUAGUAAAACACUGACAUCUGGUGGCUGAAAGUAGAACUAAACCCUCUGCUUUCAGUUUGCAGGUCUUGAUUUGUGGAGGCAGGACAAUAACCGGUAAACAACUGAAGUAAAAACAGGACAAACUUUUAGAUGAAUAAAACAGUUUAACAGAAUUAUAACCCACCAGUUAGAUCCUAAAUUCUAUUUCACACAUAAUCUUGAUAUACACAUUGCCAUAUGGCAUCUGUAAAGUUGUCUUCCUAACCUUUAUUUUUGUACUUUUAGUUUUUUUUUGGCUGAGAUUUCUUAGCAUUCAAGCAGAAACUGGAAGUUUAGUUUUUCUCUGUGAAGUCUGUGUGGUUGAGUUAUUUUGUACAAUGUGUUUUUGUGUGUGUUAUGGCAUUUUGGCAGACGGGCCGAAUGGGGAGGGGGGUGGGGUCAGGGUUGGGUUGUACACGACGCCGUGGAUCAAAACCAGCAGCUAUAGUUGAAGGUUUUCCUCCUCCCUUCAGCAUGCAUAUGAGAAGGGAGCUGCAGCAAAGACACCUGAAGACACUUUGUUGUACAUUUCUCUCUCCACAAGAAGCGAGGUGUCACAAGUAUUAACUGAGCUCUAGGCACGAGUGAGUGGCAGGUCACUGUCAAACUACUCCUAUGCAAACAAACCCCAGACUAAAGCUUUCACCCGUGCUUAGCUUCUGCGAUGAUGACUGCAGCACACACAGUGCUCCUACUUUUGUUCACUUCCUUUAAAAUGUAUGUUAAAUGUUCUAUUGUAAAAAAAAAUGCAUAUAUAUCAAUAUUAUACUAUCAUAUUUAUUAUUUCCAUGCAUCUACAUCCAGCGGACUUUCCUCUGCCUUAACAAAGACAGCUAUAGAAAUGAACCCGGCAUGUUUUUAAGCAGUAGCCUACUUUUCCUCCACCAGCACGUGGAUAUGGGCUAUGGGUGCACUGAUUGCAGAUUUUUGGCCGAUCACCGAUCCUUAAAAAGCCUGACCUGCUGAUUCUAAUUAGGCCAUUUUUUUUGUCUGAAAUGUUGCUAAGUUGGCAACAGUGGGUUGACUAUGAUUAACCGUACACAUGUAGAUGUGAGCUGGUGGGCGGGUCUAUCAGUCAAACUUCUCAUGGCUGAUUUCCAGACCUUUGCUGAGGUCGAUAAGAUCAGUGGAAAAGAUCAGCUUCACAUCAGCCGAUCACUGAUGUCCCAAAGUUAAUGAAAUUUAUUGGCCGGCCAAUUUAUCAGUGCACCCAUAAUAUGGGCCCCAUGUGGGUGUUGGUCAGGCAGGUUGAUUUGGGCUCUGUGUAGGGUCCAUUUGGGUUGUUUUAUGAACGCCUUCUAGUCUGACCCAGUUGGGAAGCAGGGAUAGCUCCUAGCUGGGUCAGUCUGUUAAUACCUGCCAGAAACUGCAGGGCUCUUGUGGGCCCAGAUUUCCAUCAAACGUCUACAGAACAUUGAUAUUGGACCAUGGUACAGUUUUUGCAAAAACAUUCAUACUCAUUCAUGCAUUUCAACUUUUGAAAAACGUUAUGUGCACACAAUCCUCAAGUUGUCUUUUGGGGAUUUUAUGUGAUAAACCAAAACUCAGUAGUUCAUGAUGGAGGUAGGCACCAAAAACUCUGGGGAUUAAAUUCUACAUUGAGCUUUAGGUUGUUGCAUAUCGAUCAGAUUCUGAUCUAUUGAUUUUAAACUUGCAAACCUGACAUUGUAA
This is a messenger RNA of Poecilia latipinna (sailfin molly), 7191 nucleotides long. RefSeq names its product cyclin dependent kinase 19 (gene cdk19). The record is from RefSeq and is a predicted model, not a curated record. Gene Ontology annotation, cellular component: cytosol; nucleus. NCBI's taxonomy places the organism in Eukaryota, Metazoa, Chordata, Actinopteri, Cyprinodontiformes, Poeciliidae. The transcript has 13 exons. Gene Ontology annotation, biological process: protein phosphorylation. The coding region runs from base 244 to 1725 and encodes 493 amino acids. Gene Ontology annotation, molecular function: ATP binding; protein serine/threonine kinase activity.